AUGUCUAAUAUACCUACAUUUUCAGAAUUAUUAGCUGCACCCAUUUUUUUACAAAAUUAUACACCAUUAAACCUUGCCUUGAUACAUAAUAUAAUGGAACAGUUGCUUGAUACAGAGAUGUCAAAUAUGCCUAUGUUUUCAGAACUAUUAUCAGAAUCAUUGCUAAAAAAUACUAUACCUGUUUUCUCACAAUCAUUAAACCUUGUCUCGACACAUGAUAUAACAAAACCAGAACAAUUAUCUGAUAUAGAAAUAUCAAAUAAUAUGUUAUCAAAAUCUUUAAUUAAAUCAUUGCCAAAGAAU
Messenger RNA from Cetraspora pellucida, 303 nucleotides. The record is from the annotation of a GenBank genome assembly. Lineage: Eukaryota; Fungi; Glomeromycota; Glomeromycetes; Diversisporales; Gigasporaceae.